AUGGAUUCUAAUAAGUAAGCAAAAGGAGGAUAAGGAAUAAAAACAAAAUCAAAUGGAGGUGGCACAUAAGUUAUAACAUAAAAGUAAUAGAUAUAAUAAUAAAAAUAGGAACAAAAAAAAUAGCCACAAAAAAAAAUUCCUAAUAAACCUCCAACAAAAUUGAAAGGAGGAGUAAGAUUAGAUGGUGAAAUAGAUGAUGAUCUUAAUAUUUAAAAUGAAUAAAACUAAAAAUGGCAAUGCUAAAACUGCAAAUAUAUUAAUGAAAAAUCAUCAACAGAAUGUUAAAAAUGUGUCCAUCUUUAAAAAUUAAAAUAAGAAUAAGAAAAAGAUUAAUGA
Molecule: messenger RNA, 336 nt
Organism: Tetrahymena thermophila SB210
Lineage: Eukaryota; Ciliophora; Oligohymenophorea; Hymenostomatida; Tetrahymenidae
Exons: 1
Source: RefSeq, a predicted model, not a curated record